Messenger RNA from Paramecium primaurelia, 460 nucleotides. The record is from the annotation of a GenBank genome assembly. NCBI's taxonomy places the organism in Eukaryota, Ciliophora, Oligohymenophorea, Peniculida, Parameciidae.
AAUGUCAGAAAAUAAUAUUAAUUCAAAUCAUAAUAAUAUUACACAUCAGCAUCAUCAUAAUUAAAGAAGAUCACCUUCACCAUAUAAUCCAAGGAGAUUCGAUAAAUUAGCUAGAGAAGAAUGCUGGAAUAAUGUAUUUGCUCUUUUAUAUUGUUUAAAAGGCUUAAAUAAUGGAAGGAAGAAAUCCAGAUAGAUGGAGAUUAGAUGCAGUUGGUAAUCCAAUUUGUAAAGCCUUAAAUGGUUGCAGAGGGCCCUUGUGUUAUCAAUUUGAUCAUAUAGUACCAUAUUCUAAAGGAGGAGAAAGUAUUAGCAAAAAUUGUUAAUUAUUGUAAUCAUUUGUCAACAUAUACAAAUCAAAUAAAGAAAAUAUAUCAAAGGAUGAGUUGAAACAAGUAUCUCCUUAAUUAAAUUUCACUUCUGAAGUAUUUGAUGCUAUAGAGUAUGCUAUUUAUGGUUGAAA